Trifolium pratense (red clover) is the source of this 4038-nucleotide messenger RNA. RefSeq lists its product as uncharacterized. The record is from RefSeq and is a predicted model, not a curated record. The transcript has 4 exons. Gene Ontology annotation, molecular function: zinc ion binding; nucleic acid binding. Gene Ontology annotation, biological process: DNA integration. The coding region runs from base 1 to 4038 and encodes 1345 amino acids. Lineage: Eukaryota; Viridiplantae; Streptophyta; Magnoliopsida; Fabales; Fabaceae.
AUGGUACUUUCUGGCGAAAUGGACAAGGAAGGAGGAACGGUCUCCAAACCACCUUUACUAACAGGUCCUGAGAACUAUGACUACUGGAAAGCUCGUAUGAUGGUUUUCUUGAAAUCCAUCGACAGUAGAACAUGGAAAGCUGUUGUGCAUGGCUGGGAGAUUCCUUAUGUUGUUGACAAGGAUGGGAAGACGACAAACGUAGUUAAGUCAAUCAAGGACUACUAUAAGGAAGAAGAUGAAUUAGCCCUUGGCAACUCAAAAGCGCUGAAUGCCAUCUUCAAUGGGGUAGACAUCAACAUGUUCAGACUUGUUAAAAGGUCUCUUGUAGCUAAAGAUGCGUGGGAAAUAUUGAGAAAAGCUCACGAAGGAACAAGCAAGGUAAAACUCUCUAAGCUCCAGAUGCUUAGUACAAAUUUUGAAAAUCUAUGCAUGAAGGAAGAAGAAACUGUUCAUGACUUUCAUAUGAAUGUGCUCGAAUUUGCAAACAAUUUUGAUGCGUUAGGAGAAAACAUAUCUGAAGAGAAACUUGCGAGCAAAAUUCUCAGAUCUCUACCUAAGAGAUUUGACAUGAAGGUGACUGCCAUAGAGGAAGCUCAAGAUUUGGCAUCCAUACAAGUAGAUGAACUAAUAGGUUCCCUUCAAACCUAUGAGCUGAGCAUAAACCAAAGAAAGGACAAGAAGAACAAGAGUUUGGCCUUUACUCCAAACGCUAGAGAUGAACAAGAAACAGGAGAUCAAGAGAGCGAUGAAAGUCUUUCGGAAGCCAUGGUGUUACUAGGAAAGCAGUUCAACAAAUUAAUGAAGAGAAUGGAUAAACAGACCAGACCCAAUGUUCCCAGCAUCCGGUUCGACACCAACAAGCAACCAAAUAAUCUGAGGAGACCCCGAAGUGAUGAGAAGCCUAAUCAACCAAGAGGAGUCCUAUGUCAUGAGUGCGAGGGACAUGGACACAUCAGGGCUGAAUGUCCUACCUUCCUAAAAGGACAGAAGAAGAGUCUGGCAGUAACUUGGUCAGAUGAUGAUGACUCAGAAGAAGAAGGUGAAAGUGAAUCUGCUAAACUUGUCUAUGCACUGACAGGUAGAUGUGAGUCUGAUGCUGAAACAUGCGAUGGCACAUCGUAUGAAGAACUGAUGGAUACCUACAAAGAACUUCUCACCAGUAACUAUGAAGUCUGCAAAGCUCUAGAAAGGCUAAAGAAGACCAACUUCCAGUUACAAGCUGAGAAAAGUGACUGUUUAACAAAGAUUGAUGUCCUCAACAAAGUAGUUGAAAAACUGAGUAGUGAGCUUGAACAUGCUAGGAAACAAGUCGAAGUCUACAGCAUAGGUGAUGAAAAGUAUCGAGCAAUGUUGAUGAAUCAAAGUGCUGGAAAGAAACCGAUUGGUUUUGACUAUGAAAUUAUCAAUCAGCAGACUGGUUACAACAAAGCUACAAUCAAUACACCAAUUGACAAGACUUUCCCUGUCAGUAGUGUGCAGCCAUCUACAAACUUGGAAAAAGGAGUGCUGUUACCACCACUUACUGCAACAAAUCAGAAAACUUACUCAUGGUUGAAGGCAAAACCCAAGUAUCCUGUGAAUCCUGAACCAGUGUUCCAACAUCCGUCUGCACAUCGCAAGAACUGGCCAAAACCCAGAUAUAGAAGACACAAUUGGAGAUGUCACCACUGUGGGAGAAAAGGGCAUAUUAGGCCAUAUUGCUACAGGCUGUAUGGAUAUCCCAAAAGAACACCAAAUCUUGUACCUGAGGCUGACAAGGUAGAAACCAAAAGGGAAUGGAAAGAAAAAGAAAAAGAUGUAAGCUUAAUUGCUCAUACUUCACUACGAGCUUCAUCUAGACAAGACUGGUAUUUUGAUAGUGGAUGUUCAAGACACAUGACAGGUGUGGAAGGAUAUCUAGUCAACUUGAAGUCAUAUGCCACUAGUUAUGUAACUUUUGGUGAUGGAGCUAAGGGAGAAAUAAAAGGAAUUGGGAAUUUGAUCAAUGCUGGAGUACCAAAUCUUGACAACGUUCUACUGGUAAAAGGUCUAACUGCAAAUUUAAUCAGCAUAAGUCAGCUGUGUGACCAAGGCAUGAAGGUAAACUUUACCCAAUCAGAAUGCCUUGUUACGAAUGAAGAAGGAACACUGAUGAUGAGAGGUGUUAGGUCAAGAGACAACUGCUACUUGUGGGUAUCUGAGGAAGAGAAUCACUUGUCCACUUGCUACUUGAGCAAAGAGGAUGAAGUGAAGCUGUGGCAUCAAAAACUUGGUCACUUGCAUCUGAGAGAAAUGAAGAAUGCUAUAGUUGAAGAAGCAAUCAGAGGGCUUCCAAAGCUCAAGAUUGAGGAAGGAAAUAUAUGUGGUGAAUGUCGAAUUGGGAAGCAAACACGGAUGUCUCAUCCAAAGCUUCAACAUCCGGUUACCUCCAGAACACUUGAGCUAUUACACAUUGAUCUGAUUGGUCCCAUGCAGACAGAAAGUCUUGGUGGUAAAAGGUAUGUUUUUGUCAUGGUAGAUGAUUUCUCUAGAUUUACUUGGAUAGAUUUCCUCAGAGAAAAAUCAGACAGUUUUGAAAUCUUUAAAAACUUGUGCUUACAACUUCAAAGGGAAAAAGAAACGGUUAUUAUGAGAGUUAGAAGUGAUCAUGGAAAGAAAUUUAAGAAUGAAAGAUUCUUUGAUUUUUGUGCUUCAGAAGAGGCCUUGAGUACAACAUGUUACAUACACAAUCGUGUCACACUUAGAGUUGGUACCUCCACAACUUUAUAUGAGCUCUGGAACGGAAGAAAACCCACUGUCAAACACUUUCAUGUCUUUGGAAGCAAGUGCUAUAUUUUAGCUGAUAGAGAACAGAGAAGAAAAUUAAAUCCCAAAAGUGAAGAAGGUAUUUUUCUGGGAUACUCCACAAAUAGCAAAGCUUAUAGAGUUUAUAACUCUAGAACUAAGAUUAUCAUGGAGUCAGUCAAUGUGGUAGUUGAUGAUUCACCAUCAACCAAAACGGCAGAUGUGGAAGAAGAUGUUGAACCAUCCAUUCAACAGUCAGAUGAUACUGUGUGUGAAGAGGAUUCAGGUUCAAAAAUUGAAUCUACUGAUCCAAAAUCAGUACCUGCUCCUGUAAAAGUUCCAUCCACCAGGACACAGAAAAAUCAUCCCAAAGAGCUUAUCAUAGGAAAUCCUGAUCAAGGAAUCACAACUAGAAGAAAUAAUGAUGUUAUCUCAAGCUCAUGCUUUGUAUCAAAGUAUGAACCCAAAUAUAUUGUGAAGCUGGAACAUGUGGCUACUGAGGAACAUGUGGGUGACAUAUUUACUAAAGCAUUGGAUGUUGUUCAGAUUGAAAGGAUAAGGGGGCAAUCACAUCAAAGUUGCCAUAACCAUGUCAUAACAUGCAAUCAACUCUCUUUCAUCUACAUUCACUAUUCCACUGAUCUUGCUCUGACUGGUAAUAUUGUUGAUGCUACUGUACAACCGUUUGUAGUUGUGAAUGAUCAUGUGGCUCCAUCUAAUAAGUCCACCUCUGAUUUUGUUGUUACACUUGUUACUUUUUCUAUCAAGGAGAAAACUACUACCCUUGAUGUUGCACAGGAUGUUGGAACAUCCUAUGUCCAGCCUAAUCCAAAUGCUGCCACUAUCACUGAGUCCUUUGGUGAUAGCUCUGAUUCUGAGGCUGCUACUGAAGCUGAAUUGCAGGACAAAGAAAACAAUGAUAUUCCUGCUAAUGUUGUUGAAGACUCUAAAACAGAGGAAAGUAGAGAGAAAGUUGUCUCUCUUUGUGAUAAAUAUACUGAGUCUGAAAAGAGAGUAGAUGAAGAACAAGAGAUGAUUGAUCUUGAUGAGGUUGACUCCUUGGAUGAACCUCAACCAAAGAUUGUUAAUGGGAAUUUGGAACAAUGUUUUCCUAGUCAUAUCUAUUCUAUGAGUAUUGACUAUGUGUUUGAUGUGAUGGAGAAGCUGCAGUUUGAGCGUAUGAUUCAUGCUCUGAAGCUUGAAGAAGCUGCAUUAGAAGCAACUGAUGCACGUGUUGAUGAGAUAUGUAUCCCAUGGGGUUAUCUUCGAUUGUAG